CAUAUGCAAGACACAACAGUUUUGUCGAUCUAUCUAAUCAGAGCAUUCGGAAAGCGAUCCUAUUUCAUUAUUUCACAAAAUAAAAUGUUCGGUGAUCUUUCUGAUUGCAUGGGAAUGGAUGAUGUAUCCGUCAUUAUUACGUCGGAUGCUGAAGAUUGUUCGAUCGACAUUUCAUGUUGUGGCUCGAGAACAGAUGCCUGCGUUCGGUCGAGAACAGAUGCUUUCGCUUGGUCGAAGGAGAUGCGCGUAAAGUACAUAACAGAUUCAUGCACGAAUGAUUCGACGGACCCUUCUGGGUCUACGUCAAGAGAUGUGCUGCAUGGUACUACGAAAGAUGCGGUGGAUGCUAUGUUGAUAAUAGAUGUAACUGAUGGAUCCGUCAUUAUUACGCCGGAUGCUGAAGAUUGUUCGAUCGACAUUUCGUGUUGUGGCUCGAGAACAGAUGCCUGCGUUCGGUCUAGAACAGAUGCUUUCGCUUGGUCGAAGGAGAUGCGCGUAAAGUCCAUAACAGAUUCAUGCACGAAUGAUUCGACGGCCCCUUCUGGUGAGUUGAGCAAAGAAGCGUCGACUUCAACUUCAACAUUUAGCACAUUGGUCAGUUGGCUCUCCAUCACAAACUCAUUUAUAGGGUCUACGUCAAGAGAUGUGCUGCAUGGUACUACGAAAGAUGCGGUGGAUGCCAUGUUGAUAAUAGAUUUAACGGAUGGCGAGUCGAUAGUUGUACUGGAUGGCACCGAGAAUCGUGAAGUGUCGUUUCCAAUUGUUGUCUCCGAAUGUUCGAAGAUCCGCCAAAAGUCCUCCAAUUCUGUUAAAUAAAUGUCCUCGAAUUGGAGUAACUUAAUCCACGUUGCUUCCUGAUCGGUGUCGUCCAAAUCAAUAAUGGAGCCAAUGUUUAGCGAUAGAUUCUUUGCCAUUUCGAGUGACUGCUGACAGCAAUGAUAUUUGCUUUAAUUAUUUCAUCACAAUAAUCACAAUAAUGUAUGAACAAUCUUUAAAUUGAACUAAGAUGGAAUAGUUCGAUGUUAAAUUGACCUAAAUUUAAAAUUUGAGAACCCGAUGUUGUGGGAAUGUUAAAUUAAUCUUAAGGCCACAAAUAAGAAAUGUUUUCAAUGUCGAAAGCCUUGCCAUAUUUAAUGGCUACUAAAAACUUUGAAUUGAAAGCGAAUUUAUCGCAAGAGUAGAAAAUAAGCAGAAAAAAACUUUAUCAAAAAACACGAAAAAUUGAAUAAAUUUGCCCCACAAUUUACACUUUGCUCUAUUUCACGCACUUCAACAUUUUAAAUAAUAACAAUACAGCUGAUUUCGUUGUUAUACAACUCAUCAGUGCACCUUUAUCAUCGAUAAUCAUGUGCAUAUCAGCUGCCGUACUGUUUAAGACUGAACACAGAUCUAAACAUGUACGACCACUCUUCGCAAAAAAGUACCGUAGAAACAGAACAAAGCGCGUCUAUGUAGGCAAACUCAUU
Bradysia coprophila is the source of this 1466-nucleotide messenger RNA. RefSeq lists its product as uncharacterized. Lineage: Eukaryota; Metazoa; Arthropoda; Insecta; Diptera; Sciaridae. The record is from RefSeq and is a predicted model, not a curated record.